AUGUUGAAACUUGUUGGCCAAGGUUUUGAUGGUUGUUCAACCAUGAGUGGUAAAGUAAAUGGUGUACAGACAAUUAUACGAAAAAUAUAUCCAACUGCUUGUUAUUUUCAUUGUGCUUCACAUAAGCUUAAUUUAGUAGUUAACGAUCAAAAUUCAAUUCCUGAAAUCAGAAAUACUAUUGGUACUGUAAAAGAAAUAAUUAAGUUUUUUAAAGAGAGUAUUUUGAGAAGAAAACUUAUUCCAAAUAUUCCAUUAUUUUGCGAGACACGUUGGUCAGAAAAGUACAAAUGUACACGGCUAUUUGAUAAAAAUUUAAUUGAAAUUAAAACUGUUCUUGAAAAGUUAUCUAUUAGUUCAGAAGCAAAUACUGUUACAAGAAAUCGUGCAUUCCAACUUUCAUCAGCCACAUCAAAUUGUACUUUUUUGAUUAGUUUAAAAGUAAUUGCUUAUUACUCUUCUAUUCUAGAAUCAGUUGUGACCAAAUUACAAGGUACAAGUGUUAAUCUUCACUCUGUUCACAAAUUUGUUAAAACUGAACUUCUUGGUAUAUUAACUAAACAUAGAGAAAACAGCAUAGAGUAUUUUAAUACAAUUUUUGAGGAAAUCACUAAAGUUGCAAAUAGCUUAGAUUUUAUACUUAAAAUACCUCGAAGAACAAACCAUCAGAGUCAACGAUCAAAUCAUAAUUGUUUAUCAAAUGAUUCUAUCAAAGAUUAUUACAGAGUAUCUAUAUUUAUAUUUUAUACCAUAUUUAGACUCAAUUAUUAG
Acyrthosiphon pisum (pea aphid) is the source of this 768-nucleotide messenger RNA. Its product is annotated as 52 kDa repressor of the inhibitor of the protein kinase-like. The coding region runs from base 1 to 768 and encodes 255 amino acids. The transcript has a single exon. The record is from RefSeq and is a predicted model, not a curated record. Lineage: Eukaryota; Metazoa; Arthropoda; Insecta; Hemiptera; Aphididae.